This is a messenger RNA of Toxorhynchites rutilus septentrionalis, 3337 nucleotides long. Its product is annotated as CLK4-associating serine/arginine rich protein. The transcript is spliced from 8 exons. Bases 281 to 3142 code for a protein of 953 amino acids. NCBI's taxonomy places the organism in Eukaryota, Metazoa, Arthropoda, Insecta, Diptera, Culicidae. The record is from RefSeq and is a predicted model, not a curated record.
GCCAUUACCUGCGUCGUUGAUCGAAGCCGCACUUCAAAAAUGGAUACACGGUCUAGCAGUGAGGAUGUGCUAUUUUCGCGAUAUUAAUUUUGGAAUAAUUACAGCCAGUUGUCGCAUUGUUUAGUCUGCCACUGAAAAUACAUAUUCUCGCAGUGAAACCCUAUGAUUGUUAGCGGGUAUUCUUAGUAUUCCAUCCAUCGUGAUUAGUAAGGUUGUGUCAGUGCUUGGGCGGAAUUUCGAUUUUCCAUCAGAACCGUGCAGUAAUAUUAAGCGCAAACCAAUGAAAAUGUGGCACGAAGCACGGAAACAGGAGAAGAAGAUCCGGGGCAUGCUGGUGGAUUACCGGAAGCGUGCCGAGCGACGGCAGGAUUUCUACGAGCGAAUAAAAGCGGAUCCAACGCAGUUCCUUCAAGUUCACGGUCGCAAAUGCAAGAUUCACCUAGACGCAAGCGUGGCAGCAGCUGCUGAAAAUCCAGCCAUCAUGAUGCCUUGGCAAGGCCAAAAGGACAACCUGAUUGAUCGUUUCGAUGUACGCGCCCAUCUGGAUUACAUCCCGUCCGUGACCAGUAAGCCGGACCAACCGGUCGAGGAUGACGUGCUCGAUAUGGAGGAACGGAGCAUGAAUUACGAGCGGUUUCGCGUCCUCGCGCAGAACGAGUUUCUCGGUAUCAGCGAGGACAAGUAUCUCCACCAGUUAUACCUAGAGGAACAAUUCGGCGUUAAUGCUCAGGUGGAAGCCGAACAGAAGUCUUCCUCGUCGAAGAAGAAAGCAUCAUCGGGAGGGGUUGCGAUUGGUUACACCUACGAAGAAAGCGAACCUAGCGGGGUAGUUCCAUUCACCCAAACCAUAUCAGCCAUCGAGCAGUCGUCCGCUACCACAAAGUAUGACGAGUGCAUGAAGAGUGAUUCGGAUUCGGAUCUGGAUAUGGACGUUUCGAUUGACAUCAAUAAAGUGGGGAAUGCUCAAGCCCACGAGAUGAAUACAUGUGGUAGGCAUUACGGUAUGAAAAGUAAUGAUUUCUACUCAUUCCUGACAAAGGAUGCGGACGAAGCGGAGGCAUUGAAAAUGGCACGGGAAGAAGAACAAGAGAAUAUCAUGUUUAGCGGGAGAAAGAGUAGAAGAGAACGGAGAGCGCAGCGGGAAAGAAAGUUUGCGGGGAGACCAUUGAGUCCACCAAGCUAUGCAGCGAAAGAGGAACUAGUUCCUAGGACCUACGACGAUCCAAAUGAUAGCUCAAGAUCGCCAUCGCCUGUCAAUUCAGGGAAAAUUACCUAUAUUACCUCAUUUGGUGGUGAAGAUGAACUUCAACCACAUUCAAAAAUAUCGAUUAGCUUUAAUAAAGAAAGUCUAAGCAAACCGGGAACUUCGAAAGCGGGAAGCAGUACUUACGCUGAGAAGGUAAAACAAAAUCUAGAAAAGCUAAAAAGCAUGAGUACGAAAGAAGAAGAAAGCAAAAUACCUGUUCAAUAUCAAAGAAGGUCGAAGAGUGGUAGCGAUAGGAGUAGGAGUCGAAGUCGAAGUCCACGAACGUGGAGAAGGCGGAAAAGUCGCAGCCGAUCGAAAACAAAACGAACGUUCUCGAAGUACAAGCGUCAAUCGCACUCAGAGUCACGCUCAUCUAGGUCCAGGUCUCGCUCGAGAGGACGUAAAGCGGGUCGUCGUUCUCCAGAUUAUUCAUCUCGACGUAAAAAAGCUCGAUCCUCUUCUUCGUCAUCUUCAUCAUCUUCGCCAGCUAGGAAACCGUCCCGUAAAACUUCUAGUUCCGAAUCCGUUUCUUCUCGUAGCAGCAGGAGUCGGAGUCGAUCCAAAUCUAAGCGGGUAUUGCCGGUUGCGGCAAAACCACAAAUUAAAACGGAACUCGCGGUGGCGGAACAGAUUCCGAAGAGGAAGUCUCCAUCACCGCCAUCAUCGCUUCCGUCGGAAUUGAGUGCUGCUUCUAAGAAAGUGGAACCUUCUAAAGUGCCUACGUUUGUCGAACCGGAACCCGAAGUACCCAUUCGACGGUACUAUGGUAGAAAGCGCGAUGGUCAAAGCUCCAGCGAUACAGAUUUGAGCACGGAUAGCUCAGACGAAGAGCCACAGAAAAGGAGCGGCGAUCCAGUGAUGGAAUCGUCUACCAACGUGCAAAAAGCGGACCAACCAAGUGGCCUUCCUCCCGGACUAGUGACCAUUAAACAGGAGCGGAUGGAACCUGGUCCUAGCGGCACUUCGUCGCACUUAUCGUCGUCCACCACAUCGUCAAGGUUUGGUAAAUCGUCGGUCACAAGCACCGGUGGUAGCACGAUCAGCACAUCCGAGUCCAAAAGCUCUGGUUCUCAUUCUGUUGGUACCUCAAAAGCAAUUAACCCAAGGGAUCGCUUAAAGCGUAAAAUGCAGAUCCUGUUGAACAAGCAAUUUAAAGCUGAUAAAAAGGCAGAAAUCGAAAAGGUUGAACGUCAGAUUCAGCAACAACAGGAACGGGAGGAUGAAAUGCGUGAACUAGCAUUAAAACUGCGGCGCAGGCAACGUGAAUUGCGUCAUAAAUACGGAACACCGGAAAGUGAUAAGAGUCCAUCUCAAUCUAACGACAACAGUUCGGAUGGAGAUCCUCCGAAAGAAACCCGGCUGCCACCCGUGAAGGAGCCUACACCUCCAAAAAAAGCACCGUCCCCAUCAAUUCCAUCAUCAACGUCUAGUUUCAGCAAAAGCGCAGUCAUUGAAAGGAAACCCGUAUUGCGGCGUCUUGCACAAGUUGAGACGCCUCAAGCUCCUCUCAGCACGGCUCGAAGCACGCGUCGGCGCUCUUGGAGUCACAGCCGAAGUCGGUCGCCCCCAUCAUCUUCCAUCGGUGGACGCACUUUUGCUUCAUCGACCGGCAGUAAAAGACGUUCACCUCCACCGAGACCACGACGUCGUUCUCGAUCGAGGUCUCGUGAAAGAGAUCGCGAUCGAGACCGAGGUCGUUAUAGUAGUAAGUCCUCUCGUGAUUAUGAACGUGGCGAAAGCAGUCGCCAUUAUAGGCGAAGAUCCCGAUCAACCUCUCGCGAUCGUCGCCGAUCGCGCUCGAGAACGCGUCGGUCAAGGUCCAAAUCAAGAUACACUUCGGGUAGUAAUCGCAGGGAUAGGUCACCUAAGGUAGUGAAAAAACUGGUUGACUAUUGAAAUACGCAGUGGUUCCUUUAUAAAUGUUUUGUUGUACCUUGGAAACAAGAUGGUUUUUGCCAUAUUAUCGGAUCGUGAUGACCGUUUCCAUUUGUUGAAAUAUAUAAAACAGUUACAAAUUCUAUUAUAUGAAGAAAACUAGGAAUACCGAAGGAGACAGAAAUGAAUUGAAAAUAAACUUCUUUUUUUUCAGGA